Pyricularia oryzae 70-15 is the source of this 3451-nucleotide messenger RNA. Its product is annotated as M protein repeat protein. Lineage: Eukaryota; Fungi; Ascomycota; Sordariomycetes; Magnaporthales; Pyriculariaceae. The record is from RefSeq and is a predicted model, not a curated record. The transcript has 3 exons. Bases 584 to 3265 code for a protein of 893 amino acids. Gene Ontology annotation, cellular component: endoplasmic reticulum; Golgi apparatus.
ACUGGAACCAAGCUCGCGGAACAUGGGGCGCAAGACGCGUCACUUGGCGAUUUGGGGGAAAGGCUGUUGGAAUAAGCUCAGCUCCAGUCUGGAAUCAAGCCACGUUUUAUCAGCUUGAUGCUGCUGCUGCCAAUCAAGCAUGCAUGCUUAUUCCUCAGCAAAGUAGCUGAGAUAUUAAUUGUCAUUCACAACUGAAAGAAACUUCAAGCAAAAGGUCUACCUGCCAUCAAGGUUCCCCAUACCUUGACGGCGUUCAACAAUUAUCUGUUUUGUGUGAUUGGACGGAGCGGCGAACAUUUCUGCAUCUGUAUCUGCCAGCAAGUUCGGACCACAUCACCCGAUCCCGAACCCCCGACGUUAACAGUUUGCUUUCCCACGAAUUACUACUCGGGCGUUUGGGACUACCAAACUCGAGCCCACAAACGACAAAGAAAAGCGGCGGUAGCAGCAUGUAUCGACAGCGUCGAUUUCGGCCCUGACUAGCUUCUUUUCCCCCGGUCGAGCUUGGUUGGUGGUGGUUAGGUAGUUGAAGCAGAAUUACGUAGGGCGCGCGCCAUUGGAAUCCAUCCCCAAGCCCAAAGCAAUGGCGGGCAGAUGGGGGUCAUAUUUCCAGUCGGCCGUCACCGGACUGGAAGCCAGGCUCGACACCAUUCUCGCCGAAGAGACGGACGCCAACAAGAACAGUAACAAAUCUGCGCAGGCGGCCGCUGCUGCUCAACAAACGACGGCAGCUUCCGACACGGGCCCCGCGGCUUCGCCUGCGGCCGCACCUUCUUCCGAGGCAUCUUCGUCCACAAAACCGAGUCCAACACCCUCUAGAUCCGCAUCCACGAACCGAAAGCCCGAUCGACUACAGGAGAGGCUUGCGAGAGCUGUCGCCGCCAAAAAUGCCGCCUCCACCCAGAAGCCGGACACAUCGUCCGCUAGACAAUCUACGACGUCAAGUCCACGCCAAAGCCUCGAUGUACCUGCCCGCGCCUCCAUAGAUAGCGUCGACUCGAGCUCAAUUGCGGGCCAGAAGGGCCCAGGAAGUACCGCCUCCCCGCGGGCCUCUCUGGACGUCAGCAAGCGCCCGUCUGUGGAAGUUACAAAUGCCGAAACGAAGCCGGUAUCGGAAGCUGCGGGGGUUAAGGCUCAAGCUGAGGAGAAAGAAGGGGAUGGAAAGCUUGGAGAAUCGGCCGUGACGGAGGCUGCUCCAAGAUCAUCCACGGGAUUUCUAACACCUGCGCCAGAAAUAGCAGCAACGGAAACUGCCGUUGAGGUUAUAAAGCCCGAAGUGCAAGAUGCAAUAACCCCUGAUGUCAGGACAAGUCUUGAUCAGCAGUCAGAACCGGCCUCGACCGAUGCGCAUAGACAAAACCAAGAGGAGAUUCACGACUACGUAGAAAAGAUCGACGCUCUUCAGGCAAAGCUACAGUAUCUGGCGAGAGAAGCGUCCGAUGCAGCCAAGAAGGCGAUUCAGGCGGCACCCCCCGGAAGCCUGGAAAAGAAAUUGGCCGAGAAGGACCAACAGAUAGCGCUACUCAUGGAGGAGGGCAAGAAGCUCGGCGUGACGGAGCAAAAGCACCGCACAAUCAUGAAGAAGCUGCGUGCCAAGAUCGCAGAGGACGAGAAGGAGAUGAACGAGCUCAAGGCAGCGCGUAGUAAAGCGGACGCAGAGGCUGAAUCCCUGAGGAGGCAGGGGCGACGGGCCAACGACCUUGAGAAGUUCCACGAGGAAUCUCUCAAGAGAAUAGGUCAGCUGCAAAAAGACAUUAAUGGUCUGCGGGCGGAGUCUGCAUCCAAAGAUUCCACAAUAGCCGACUUGAAGUCACAGCUACAGCAGGCUCAAGAGGCUGCGGACGCACAAAACGCAAAAGCGACCGACCAAGCCCUGGAGAAGGAGAGGAGACGUGCUCAAGACCUCGAGGACGAGGUGGCGGCUCUCAAGGUAGAGAAGACUCUGGCGUCAGACCGAGCAAAGGCGCAAGCAGGUGAUCUGCAGGAGAAGCUCGAGAGGGCCAACGAGCGCGCGCGCGUGGUCGAGGCGGAGCUCAAGGCCGAGGCGCAGGCGCUGGAGGGCAAGCUCGAAGCCAUGCGAGCCCGCGCCGAGGAGGCGUCUUCGGGCGCCGUGGGCGACUCCCAGGCGAAGCUGCUGAGACAGAUCGAGACGCUCCAGACGCAAUACGCCAUCGCUAGUGAGAACUGGCAGGGUAUAGAAGCCACGCUGCUCGGCAGGAUAGCGAACUUGGAGAAGGAGCGGGAUGAGGCGCUACAACGGGAGUCUGACAUGAGGAAAAAGGCUCGAGAAGCUGCUCUUCGUGCGAAACGUAAUGAGGAGGAGCUAGAAGAGGCUCGGUCAAACUUGCCCACGGUGCAGGAUGACAUUGAGUCAUACAAGAGCCAGAUAAAAGCCCUCGAGAAGCGCGCUGAACAGGCUGAAGCUGCACUGGCCGAGGCAAAGACAGACUUUGAGAAGCAGAAGGCCAUCUGGAAAGAAGAGCAAAGGCAAGCCGAACGUAGCGCGUCGGCCGACCAACGUGACUGGCUGGAAGAUCUGCCGCCACCCAAUGCGCCUUUCAAGACGAACAGUCGGCCAGAGUCACCCCUGCUUUCGCUGCCGAAUAGGAAUUGGAGCUCAGACGUCAUUGGGUUUCAAAACAUGCUCGGCAAGGUUCGGAAGCCAUCCGCACCGUCAAGCAACGGCGACGGCGUAGGGGAGAGCAGCUACCGCCCAUCCACUGCCGGACGGCGACCAUCGGCGAGCCCGUGGAUCCCGCAGCAAGCACACAGGCCAUCGAUAGCUGCAUCGAGCGUACCGCCGGGCCUGCAGACGCCGGCGACGCCGUUCAGCGUCUCGAUGGAGCAGCUGGCAGAGUACGAGCCGACCGAGGCGGCGGCGUCGACGCACCAGGUGGUGCAGGACAUGGUGUCUGUCAGCACGGCCGGGGCCGGGCCGACAGUGCAGCUUGUCGAGCGCAUGAGCGCGCAGGUGCGGCGGCUCGAGAACGAAAAGGUCAAGGCGCGCGAGGAGCUUGCCCGCAUGUCGAGGCAGCGCGACGAGGCCCGCGCCGAGAUCGUGGCGCUGAUGCGCGAGACAGAGGCCGGCCGGUCGGCAAAGGAGCGCGUCGCGGCGCUCGAGGCGGAGGUCGCGGCCGUCAAUCAGCGGUACGAGACUACUCUCGAACUGCUGGGUGAGAAGAGUGAGGAGGUGGAGGAGCUCAAGGCGGACGUGCAGGACGUCAAGGCUAUGUACAGAGAUCUGAUAGACCGGACACACAAGUGAGGGGUUUUUUUUUCACCGGGGACCGGCAUUACAUUGAUUUUACGGGAUAAAAAGGGAUUGUCAGCCGCAUUUUUCUCUUCGCUAUGGCCAAUUUUACCUGCUUGUCCCGACUAGAUUUACGUUUGGGCAAUUUAUAUUGUGAUUUAAUCGAGCUUCGCUUCUUAGUCUUUCCUCUCGGUUAAUCCC